AGGAUACUCUCAGCUGCGCAUCUGAACAAGCAGAGCUGCUUCCAGCUCAGCAUGUCAAGAAGACUCGUGUGACCUGGUUUCAGUUGACUUCUCCGGGGAAGUGGAACUGGAACUUGGAGUUGCUUUUGUUCACCACAGCUGGAGUUCCCUGGAGAAGAUAGCGGUACUUUUACUCUUUUUAGAGCACAGACACGCUGCAGUCAGAACAAUGAGGCUCCCUUCACGACGCCCCUUCCUGGCUCUGAUGACCUGUACUUUGCUCCUUAUGUCGCCGCUGUUCGGGUCCUGUCAUCCAGCUCAGCAUCCAGCUCAGACCAGGACCGUGUUGGUGGAACAGUUCGAAACCCAAGGACUCGGCUUCUCCUGGACAAACCUCACCUGUCCCGUUUGCAAAACGAUCUUCACCAUUGUUGACAUCGCACUUCUGAGCAGUGCAAACGAAGAGCUGGUGGCACAUGCAGUCAGCGAGGCAUGCAUCCUUUUGCAUCUGGCUGAUGAGCAAGUGUGCCGCAACAUAACUGAGCUGUUCAGAGACGACUUCAUCACGGCCUUGCAGCAGUCUGUGCUGUCCCCUACCGAAGCAUGUGCGGUAUUGGUGGGGCCUUCAUGUGGCACUUUUGACAUUUACGCACCGUGGAACAUCACUUUGCCAAAGGUUCCCAAGCCUCCUGUUACGCCGCUCUCACCUCCUAAACCUGGCUCUCCACAGAGUAGGGUGCUGUUUCUCACAGAUAUCCACUGGGACAUGGAAUAUGAAACUGGCAGCGCUGCCGACUGCAAGAAGCCUCUCUGCUGUCGCGCAGACUCAGGUGUUCCUAAAUGGAAGCGGAGAGGGGCUGGUUACUGGGGAACCUACAGCAAGUGUGACCUGCCUCUACGCACAGUGGAGAACCUCCUGGAAAAUGCUGCUAAAGCUGGACCUUGGGACUGGGUCUACUGGACUGGAGACAUACCAGCACACAAUAUCUGGUCUCAGACCAGAAACCAGCAGCUGACAGAGCUCACAGUCAUCUCCAAACUCAUCCACAAGUACCUGGGGGCCAAUGUGACUGUUUACCCUGCAGUAGGAAACCAUGAGAGUACACCAGUGAACAGCUUCCCUCCACCGUUCAUCCACGGCAACCGAUCCUCUGCCUGGCUCUAUAAUAAAAUGGCAGAGGAAGGGCCAUUGUGGUGGCAGCUCUCAGCAUGCUGCUCCUUAUAUAAUAUUCUAGUACGAGUCUGAAUUAAACCCUGUGUUGCUAACAGAUAUGGAGGGUUCUACACAGUAGAGAUUCAGCCCGGGCUGAGGGUGGUCUCCCUCAACAUGAACUUCUGUGCGCGAGAAAACUUCUGGCUGCUGGUGAACUCAACUGACCCUGCUAACCAGCUGCAGUGGCUGGUUCAAGUUCUGCAGGCCAGUGAGGACAGAGGAGAGAAGGUUCAUAUCAUUGGUCAUAUCCCACCUGGCCUGUGUCUUGGCAGCUGGAGCUGGAACUACUAUCACAUCGUCAACAGAUACGAAAGUACAAUUACUGGGCAGUUUUUUGGGCAUACCCAUCUGGAUGAGUUUCAAAUGUUUUACGAUGAGGAAACCAUGACCCGGCCUUUAGGAGUGGCUUUCAUUGCGCCCAGUGCCACCACUUAUGUCAAUCUUAAUCCAGGUUACCGCAUCUAUUAUGUUGAUGGAAAUUACAAAAACAGCUCUCGGCUUGUGCUUGACCAUGAAACCUACAUCCUUAACCUCACAGAGGCAAAUCACGACCCAAAGUCACCAGAGCAGAACCCCAAAUGGAACCUCCUGUACCGGGCCACUGAAGCUUACGGUCUUUCCAGUUUGUUCCCAUCUGAUUACAACACACUGCUGCGAACCUUUAUCAACGACGACGACACUUUCCAGAAGUUCUGGUACCUCAGACAUAAAGGACAUGUGUCAGAGUCCUGCAGAGAGGCAUGCAAAACCACAAUGCUCUGCUUUUUGCGAAGUGGACGCUCCGACGAGCUGGACGAGUGUGACCAUCUCAAUGGUUUUGCAGGAAACUUGGCUCGGGCUGCAAGAAAAACUCUUUGUUGACCUUAUGGAAGCUAUUUUUAGACUAAAUCAGGAGCGGAUAGCAAUAUGACCAAAUAUGAGCCAAAAUCAUCGUUUUAGCUGUUCAAAUGAAGUGGGUCCCUUUUAGCAGGGAAUGGGUAAACAUGCUAAUUAAUUUGCUGCUUUACAGGUGCUUUAAUUCUCUUUUACAUGUCUUCCUAUUUUUCUUUUCAGAGUGUGAGAUGCAGCUGAGAAAGCCUGUAUACAAACUGAGGAUGGGACAUUUUAGCAGUAUUAGCAUUACCUAAGACUUAAGGAUUGUAAAAAGGCUUUUAAGUCUGACACUGGCAAAUACAGAUUAAACAUUUUAUAAUUUUGACUGUUUUAUGUUACAAAGCCAGCCAUAAUUUUAUUUUGUUUUCCUUAGCUUGCACUUUAUUUGAUUAGAAAAACUUCUAAUGAAUCAAUGCUGGGACAUGUAUUCUUCUCAGAACUUGCUUGAUGUGAGAAUAUGUAGCAAUUAUACAAUUUGAAAAUCAAGUGAAAAAAAAUUGUCUACAUGACUGCAAAAAUAAAUCAUUGUUCUAAAGUU
Messenger RNA from Poeciliopsis prolifica (blackstripe livebearer), 2603 nucleotides. RefSeq names its product sphingomyelin phosphodiesterase 1 (gene smpd1). Gene Ontology annotation, molecular function: acid sphingomyelin phosphodiesterase activity. Gene Ontology annotation, cellular component: lysosome. The record is from RefSeq and is a predicted model, not a curated record. Gene Ontology annotation, biological process: ceramide biosynthetic process; sphingomyelin catabolic process. The transcript is spliced from 9 exons. NCBI's taxonomy places the organism in Eukaryota, Metazoa, Chordata, Actinopteri, Cyprinodontiformes, Poeciliidae.